AGGUAAUUAAUCUCUACGCUUCUCUCUCUGCAAUUACUCCUUGAGAGCAUCUCUCUCUAGAAGACCGAGUAUUGCUGACUUGAGCGUCGGAGUGUUUUUCCCGAGGAAACAACCUCGGGAUUUUCAGGUGUAGAAGCAGCUAAGGAUUUCGACAGUGUUGGAUUGCGAAGCUGCCCAAACAACAAUCAGCAACUUUAAAUGGAUAAUUUAAGCCUUAAAAGGCUGUCACAUACCAGAAUUUACAAGCAAGGAACCGGAGCUAGCAGAUUGGGGAAGGCCGGCGGGAUCUGCAGGGGGAAGCUCACGGAACUACCCAAAAUUGGAGGAACAAGAGCAAUUAAGCCGGCGGAAGGACAGAGCAAAGUAGGGCAGAUCCGGAUUUUCCAGCAGGGGGGGAAAGAUUUAUGGGUUCUAGGUGUGUUCUAGAGCAAGAAAGGAAGGAGAAAACCAAGCUUAUCUCACCAGUUUCUCAAAGGCAUGACUGGGUUCCCCUUUCUUUUUCUUUCGAGUGGCUACAGCGGGAAGAAAGGAAGGAAGAGCAGAAUCGGGCAAGGCUGGGAAGAAAAGAAAGAAAGAAAAAGAAAAAGAAAAGAAGUCAUCCUUA
Molecule: messenger RNA, 604 nt
Organism: Rubroshorea leprosula
Lineage: Eukaryota; Viridiplantae; Streptophyta; Magnoliopsida; Malvales; Dipterocarpaceae
Source: the annotation of a GenBank genome assembly